Messenger RNA from Chionomys nivalis (European snow vole), 1945 nucleotides. RefSeq names its product methyltransferase 21A, HSPA lysine (gene Mettl21a). Gene Ontology annotation, cellular component: cytoplasm; cytosol. The record is from RefSeq and is a predicted model, not a curated record. Bases 100 to 756 code for a protein of 218 amino acids. Gene Ontology annotation, molecular function: protein-lysine N-methyltransferase activity. The transcript is spliced from 4 exons. NCBI's taxonomy places the organism in Eukaryota, Metazoa, Chordata, Mammalia, Rodentia, Cricetidae. Gene Ontology annotation, biological process: peptidyl-lysine methylation.
AUCUGCCCUCUUUAGGCGGAGCUUUGCGCUGCGGAGGAAGCCUAGUGCGCUUGCGCGGCCCGAGAGCCCGGUCCCAGCAAAGAGUUGGUCCCAGGAGAAAUGGCCCUGGUACCCUAUGAGGAGAGCGCGGAGAUAGGGCUCCAGAAGUUCCACAAGCCUCUUGCCACCUUCUCUUUUGCAAACCACACCAUCCAGAUCCGUCAGGACUGGAGGCAACUGGGAGUCGCAGCAGUGGUUUGGGAUGCGGCCAUUGUUCUUUCUAUGUACCUGGAGAUGGGGGCCGUGGAGCUCGGGGGCUGCUCUGCUGUGGAGCUUGGUGCUGGCACAGGGCUGGUGGGCAUAGUGGCUGCCCUGCUAGGUGCGCAUGUGACUAUCACGGACCGACAAGUAGCAUUAGAAUUUCUCAAGUCAAAUGUUGAAGCCAACUUACCUCCCCAUAUCCAGCCCAAAGUUGUUGUUAAGGAGCUGACUUGGGGACAAAAUUUGGGAAGUUUUUCGCCUGGAGAAUUUGAUCUCAUACUUGGAGCUGAUAUCAUAUACUUAGAAGAUACCUUCACAGAUCUUCUUCACACCCUGGGGUACCUCUGUGGCAACCACUCUGUGAUUCUUUUAGCUUGCCGAAUUCGCUAUGAACGGGAUAGUAACUUCCUAAUGAUGCUGGAGAGGCAGUUUGCUGUGCGGAAGGUUCACUACGAUCCUGAGAAGGACGUCCAUAUUUACAGAGCACAGAAGAGAAGCCAGAGGGAGGACUUGUAGUGGGCACUGUUUCCUGAGAAUUGAAUGUGUCAGGUAAGAUCUUAGAACUAGAACUCCUGUGUGAUGGACUGCAGGUCCAUCCAACCAGAGCUGCUCAAAGAGCACAGCACAUGUGUUGUUUGCAGACAAAUCCACCUUGUCACAUUGCCAUAACUGUGUGUCACGACUGCUCACUGCUGAGCAGUGAAUGCACAUGGGAGGUUUGCCUGGCGUUCUUUCCUUAGCCAGUGUGCGCACUUGGUAAGCGUUUCCCACUAACACUCUGAAAAGAAUCGUACAGAGGUGUCUUUAAAUUGGUGAGAUUCAGCAGUGCAUUCUGGGCUGUACGUUUGUCUCGGUUUUCUCAUCUGCUGAGUGUAAACCAAGUUGAAGUCUCCUACUCUUCUUGUGAGAUAAGGCCUUACUCCAGCCCUGGCUUGGUCUAGAACUGUAGACCAGGCCUACCUCAAACAGUGAUUCUCCAGCCUCUGUCUCUGAGUGCUGGGAUACAGGUGUGCCACGGCACCUGGAUUACCAUUUAGUCCUUAGGCACCUUGAGAUGAGGAUGCAUUCUGUCAGCAGAUUUCAAGGGUAAGAAUGUAAGCAAAGGAAUAAAAAUUUUUACAUUUAAAAUUACAUAAAACUGUGGCCUGAAAUUUUCCUCCAAAACAAUGCUUUGUUUCAGCUUUGCUGUUUCUUGCUGUGGUUGUCUCUGUUUCUUAGGUGUUUCCCCCGUCUUUUAUGUGUCAGUUCUGAAAAGUUAACUCUCAUUUUACGAAGGUUAGCUCCCAAGGUACAAACCUAUAUUGUGCCUGUAAUCACUGCUUGGAUCUCGGGCUCCCUGUAGGCUGCAAGCUGCUGGAGGCCUCUCUGACUUUCCUUCCCUUUACCCAGUAAGAAGCAUAUAACAAGUGACCAGGGUAAAGUCCAUUAGAGGCUGCUGAUGCUGUGUGGUGGCACGGAGCAAACCCAGGUCGUGCACACACUGGGCAGACACUAACCCCAAGUUACUACAUCCCGAGCCAGAGGUUACUGGUUUUUGAGUUUUCUCUGGGUAGACUUUAUGAAUAAAGUUAUCAAAACAAGCUUUUCUUUUACAUUUAACUAAAAAUUUAAGCAGUUUAGACAAUGGCAUUUGGUAAUAGAAAUGUGUUGAACUUGUAUACACUAUUCAAGGCCUCGUUUUCCUUUAAUAAAUAUUUUGGAUAUG